Nannospalax galili (Upper Galilee mountains blind mole rat) is the source of this 912-nucleotide messenger RNA. RefSeq names its product olfactory receptor 2G2-like. Lineage: Eukaryota; Metazoa; Chordata; Mammalia; Rodentia; Spalacidae. Gene Ontology annotation, cellular component: membrane. The record is from RefSeq and is a predicted model, not a curated record. Gene Ontology annotation, molecular function: G protein-coupled receptor activity; olfactory receptor activity. Gene Ontology annotation, biological process: G protein-coupled receptor signaling pathway.
AUGUGGAGGACCGGUAACAGCCAUCCUGGGUUCAUUCUGGUUGGGUUUUCAGACCAUCCUCAGCUAGAGCUGGUUCUGUUUGGGGUCAUCUUGUUCCUGUACUUCAUGACCAUUCUUAGCAACACUACCAUCAUUGUAGUGUCAUUUAUAGACUCUAAGCUUCACCCCAUGCACUUCUUUCUCUCCCACCUUUCCUUCCUGGACCUCUGCUUAAUCCCUCAGCUUCUUGUCAACUUGGGGGGGUCAAAUAAGUCCAUCAUUUAUGGUGGUUGUGUGGUUCAGCUCUAUGCCUCCUUGGCCUUGGGAUCCACAGAGUGUGUUCUGCUGGCAAUGAUGUCCUAUGGUCACUAUGUUGCUGUCUGUCAUCCUCUCCAUUAUGCCAUUGUCAUGCAUCCUCAACUUUGUAGUAUCUUGGCAUCUGUGGCAUGGCUCAGUGGGAUGGCCACCACUCUCGUCCAGUCCACUCUCACUCUGCAGCUGCCCUUCUGUGGAUAUCGCCAUGUGGAUCAUUUCUUUUGCGAGGUCCCUGUGCUCCUCAAGCUGGCUUGUGUGGACACCACCUUCAACCAGGCUGAACUCUUUGUGGCCAGUGUCUUAUUCUUGGUGCUGCCUGUCUCACUCAUUCUAGGCUCUUAUGGCUACAUUACCCAGGCAGUUCUUAGGAUCAAGUCAGCUGUGGGAAGACAAAAAGCCUUUGGGACUUGUUCCUCUCACCUCAUGGUGGUCAUCAUCUUCUAUGGGACCAUCAUCUUCAUGUACCUGCAGCCAGCCAAGAGUCGAUAUAAGGACCAGGGAAAGUUUGUUUCCCUCUUCUAUACUGUGGUAACACCUAUGCUGAACCCUCUGAUUUAUACUUUGAGGAACAAGGAAGGGAAAGCAGCACUGAAGAAAAUUCUGGGGAAUUUUUUAUGA